Messenger RNA from Cynara cardunculus var. scolymus (artichoke), 1535 nucleotides. RefSeq names its product trichohyalin. Lineage: Eukaryota; Viridiplantae; Streptophyta; Magnoliopsida; Asterales; Asteraceae. Gene Ontology annotation, cellular component: catalytic step 2 spliceosome. The transcript is spliced from 10 exons. The record is from RefSeq and is a predicted model, not a curated record. The coding region runs from base 112 to 1389 and encodes 425 amino acids.
AUUCCGAAUAAACGCAUCCAACGAAAAGAAGGGUUUUGCGAAAGCCGAAGAGGCGAGCUCGGCAAAUACAAGGGUUUCUUUGGAGGAAGAAGAUCAGAGAGAGACGGACAGAUGGGAACUACCCAAGUCGAAAAGACUGAGCAAGAGCUUCGGAAGGAGAUCGAAGAACUCCACCGUCAACAAUGGGAGAUUACAGAACGGCUUCGGGAUCCUAGAGGUAUCCGUCGGGGAGGUCUUACUGGCUCUGGUCCUCGUAAUUUCUCCGCCAGUGGUCCAGCUCGUCAGCGUGGUUUUGUUAGACCUGCUGAGAGGAACGAAUCAGAAGACCAACCCGCCCCCAAGAGGCGACUUUCUUCUACUGUUGUGAAGAUUGAGGAAGGGGAGAUUGUUGAGGAUGCUGUGGAUGCUUCAAAGGGUGAUGAUAGCAACAAAGAUUCGGCCAUGGAAGUAACUGGAUGGGGUGGUAAUGGUGAGAACCAGAACAAUAGAAAACCUUCAAACUGGGCUAGGAGGGAUGGCAUUCAUAGAUUGUCCAAGAUGGAUUCUGAAGUUCCUCCAUCCGAGAAUGUUCCUAGAGUAUUACCAAAAGAUGAGGACCCCAGCUUGGUUAACAGGAAUAGGAGAAUGCUGGGACAGCUCCUCGGAACUUUGGAGAAAUUUAGGAAAGAAGACGUGAAACUUUCUGGCUCAGAGGCAUUUAUGAGGAGAUCUGAUUCACUGAAAAGAGCCGAGCAAAGAGCACGUGAAGAAAGUGAGAGAUUGAGGCAGCAGGAGCGUGAGCAAAUUGCUGAAAAGAGGAGAAGAGACUUGACUCUUAGAGCACGUGUUGCUGCUAAGGCAGAGGAGAAAAAAUUGGAACUGCUGUUUCUUCGUUGGAGUGAACAUCAGAAAAAACUUGGCAAUUUUUUAAGGACCAAGGCAGAACCCCCUAUAUAUUACUCGUUUGCCAAACAACUUGAAGAAGAUUCAACCGUACUUGAGCAAAGGAAAGAGCAGGCAUUUCAAGAAUGGAAGGCUGCUAGGAGAGAGGAAUUGUCUAAAUACCAACAACAGAUUGGUGAACAGUAUGUUGCUAACGUUGAAAAGGAGCUUGAAAGGUGGCAAAAUGGUCGAAAAGCAAGAAAUGGAAACAAUGACACAUUGAACUUACAAGAGACGAUGGACAAAGAACUCGAGACCCAUAGACUUGAGCACGGGCCUAAGACACGGAAGAUCCCAGGUGGCGAUAACAACGAAGAUGAGGAUGAUGUGGAAGAUAUGAAUGUAGGGGAGGAUGACAUGAUGGAUGAUGUGUUGGAUGUCGAUGAUAGCGGUAACAGGAGAGCUGAAGAAACUGUGAAGCCUGAUGCAGCAGGUAAUCUUAGCCCACCUCCUGCUAACAAAGAUUAAAUUGAUUAUUGAGUCUGGUUUUGUUGGUUUUUAAGUGUGGGAAUGUGAAUCUAUUUCUCUGCAGUUUUGUUGUAAACUGAAUAAUUUAGUGAAGUUAGGAGAUUUAUGAUAUAGACUUAAAAGAAGAUGAUAAGUAAUUAUUGCUC